AUGUACUCGAGAAAGGAUCCUCUUGGUCGAGAUAUUUGCGUGUAUUUAAGCAACGACGGGAUUAGGCUGUUGUUUCAUCCAGUAACCCAGCUUCUGAGGCUAAUUGAAGUCGACAACCUUUCUCAAAUUGUGCUCAAGUACAAAGAGAAGGUUUUCUCCGAACCUGGCGCGGAAGUCAGCAUGGAUAAAGUUGACGAGUUCUUUGGCUCUACGCAUCCAGGAGCAUACGAUGACAAGCAGAAAAUAUGUGUAAAGAGCUGGAGAGGCCUUUCUUUCUGCUUUCCUACUGCUGAAAGUGCCAACGUUGAAGUCACUCCUGGAUUUGGUCCGUUACGUUCGUUGAAGUUUGACAGUGCUACGCAACCACGGUUAACGAAAAUGUCCAUUUUCAAAGGAACGGCAGUCGGCAAGAACGAGUGA
This is a messenger RNA of Strongylus vulgaris, 420 nucleotides long. The record is from the annotation of a GenBank genome assembly. Lineage: Eukaryota; Metazoa; Nematoda; Chromadorea; Rhabditida; Strongylidae.